Messenger RNA from Gigantopelta aegis, 1308 nucleotides. Its product is annotated as probable myosin light chain kinase DDB_G0271550. Gene Ontology annotation, molecular function: ATP binding; protein kinase activity. NCBI's taxonomy places the organism in Eukaryota, Metazoa, Mollusca, Gastropoda, Neomphalida, Peltospiridae. Gene Ontology annotation, biological process: protein phosphorylation. Bases 1 to 1308 code for a protein of 435 amino acids. The transcript has 12 exons. The record is from RefSeq and is a predicted model, not a curated record.
AUGGAUUGCGGACCAACUCUCGAUAUUGGUGACUUCCCAGACGAAGAGGAUGGUGCAGAAGGACACAAAGUAAAACUGAUUCCAGUAAAUAUGUUGUGUUUCUACAAGAUAAGAGAGGAGCUUGGGAGAAGUAAGUUAGCAUUUGAGAAAGAUACUUGUCAAAAAUUUGCAGUGAAGAUCAUUAGUAAAGAAAACUUCUCUGUUGGACCCCAGUUAGAUAGAGCCGCUAUGGAAGAGGUCACGAUUAUCAAAUCAAUGCAACAUCCCUGUAUUAUACGUGUUGAAGAUUUGUUUGAAAGUACUGAUGCACUUUAUAUAGUUCUAGAACUUGUUGAAGGAGGAGAAACUGUUGAUAGAGUUGUGAGUGUAGGAAAGUUUUCUGAGUCAGUAGCAAAACUUCUCUUUUAUCAGAUUUUAGUAGCUGUUAAGUAUUUGCAUGACAAAGGUAUCACACAUAGGGAUCUUAAGCCUGAGAAUAUACUUCUCUCAUCAGACGAAAAUGAAACUCUUAUUAAAGUCACUGAUUUUGGUCUCUCCAAGUUUGUAGGAGAACAAUCACUCAUGAAAACUCUCUGUGGUACUCCUAGCUACUUAGCUCUGAGCCAGCCACACCCCUUCUUUUGCACCAUCAAGAUGGAGUUGUCACAAAGUACACUUCGAGGGCUACAAGUCGCAGGAUCUUCUUCAUUUGACGACAAAACAUUCGCAAGACUUGCACAACUUGCUGUACAAGCUACUCUAGAAGAUCUGGACCCGCAAACCUUACAAGGCCUAGGCGGCGAAUCAGUAAAAAUUCACACGGAAGAAGACUGGUCAGCAGAAGAAGCAUGCCCGCCAUAUGAAAAGAGUAAACUAAAAAAGCAGAGAGCUGCAUUGGAUUUCAUGAAAAACCUUGAAGACAAAAACUUUCGACCUAAUCACCAAAGAAAAUCCAGUAGAAGACCCAAAGCAGAAGAACCUAAAGCAGAAGAAACUCCAGUAGAAGAACCCAAAGCAGAAGAAACUCCAGUAGAAGAACCCAAAGGAGAAGAACCUAAAGCUGAAGAAACUCCAGUAGAAGAACCAAAGGAGAAGAACCUAAAAGCUGAAGAAACUCCAAAGAACCUAAAGCAGAAGAAACUCCAGCAGAAGAACCUAAAGCUGAAGAACCCAAAGCUGAGGAAAACUUCAGUAGAAGAUCCUAAAGCUGAAGAAACUCCAGCAGAAGAACCCAAAGCAGAAGAAACUCCAGCAGAAGAACCUAAAGCUGAAGAACCCAAACUGAGGAAACUUCAGGAGAAGAUCCUAAAGCUGAAGAAACUCCAGUAG